UACAAUAAAGCGAGAAAAGCUCCAUUUUCAUCAUUCCUUUGCCUUCGUCUUCGUAUAUGUACUGCUACUAAUGCUUCUUCACUCCCAUGGCGGCGAUGCUGAUGGUGUUCCUUUUCUCCUGCAUCAAAUCAUCAUUCUAAGCUUCUCCACAGGAAUUGAUGUAUUCUUCUCUCGAUCUCAUGGGAUUUUGAAUUUAGAUGCUGAGAUUUGAACUCCUGGGUCUUGUUUGUUUCCCUAGAAAAUCGGCGAGAAAUCAGCUCUUUUUCACUCUCCGCUUCUCCAAUUUCUGCUAUUGAAAAAUUUUCGAAUCCUGCAAUCAGAAUCGGGAUAUCUGCGGAGAAAUCGAUGGGGAAAGCUACGGGAAACAGAGAUUGGACUCAGAUCUACGCGAUAUACGGCAUGGAACAAUGGCAGACGCUCGUCUUCCUCCUCUUCCACGCCUUCUUCUUCUCCGUCCUCUCUGUCCUCUUCCUCCUCUACUUCGAUCAGAUAUCCCUCUUCCUCGAUUCCUUCUUCCUCGGCGGUGGAGGUGCGGCGAGACUGGCCGCCGGAUUCACCGGCACCGUCACGGCUCUCUCGGCCGUGUGCCUGCUUUUCGCCGCCGCGAACUUCGUGUACUCCGACGUGCCGCUACACUACGAGAUGGCUCAGAGGAUGCUGGGAUCGGUCGGCGAUUGGUCGACCGUGAAGACGGCUCUCGAUCUCGGCUGCGGCCGCGGUAUCCUUCUCAAUGCGGUGGCGACGCAGCUCAAGAAGACCGGAAGUUCUGGUCGAGUCGUUGGUUUGGAUCGCUCGAAACGCACCACUCUCUCCACUCUCCGCACCGCCAAACUCGAAGGAGUGCAAGAGUACGUGACGUGCCGUUCAGGGGACGUGAGGACACUGCCGUUCGGGGACAACUACUUUGACGUGGUGGUGUCGUCGGUGUUCGUCCAUACGGUCGGGAAGGAACACGGCAAACGGACGGUGGAGGCGGCGGCCGAGCGGAUGAGAGUGCUCGGCGAGAUGGUUCGAGUCCUUAAACCCGGCGGAUUAUGCGUGGUGUGGGACCUCCUCCACGUUCCCGAGUACGUCCGGAGGCUCCACGAGCUCAAGAUGGACGACAUCCGAGUCUCCGAGCGAGUCACCGCGUUCAUGGUCUCUAGCCACAUCGUCUCCUUCCGAAAACCGAGUCAACUCGUCGCCGGUCCCGGCGAGGUCCGGUUGGACUGGAGAUGCUGACGUGGCUUUUUUUUUGGGGGGGUUGUUUUGAUAAUUGUAUGAUGUAAAUGGGAAAAUGGCGUCUGGGGAGGCGAAGCGGAACCAGAUGCUAUGCGUUAUUAUUAUUAUUAUCUUUGCCUUUGUAUGGGUAAAUCUAGGAUGACAUAAAUAUGGCUAAAUUAUGAAAUGUUAUCGUUAUAA
Messenger RNA from Tarenaya hassleriana, 1401 nucleotides. RefSeq lists its product as uncharacterized. The transcript has 3 exons. Bases 346 to 1221 code for a protein of 291 amino acids. Gene Ontology annotation, molecular function: S-adenosylmethionine-dependent methyltransferase activity. The record is from RefSeq and is a predicted model, not a curated record. Lineage: Eukaryota; Viridiplantae; Streptophyta; Magnoliopsida; Brassicales; Cleomaceae.